AUGGCAAUAGAAUCGAGCAAGGAUAUCAAGACCUUCGGGUUUAUUGGCCUUGGCUUGAUGGGCAAGCCAAUGUCUAUCAACCUCGCCUCAAAACUUGAAGCCGACCAGCAUUUAUUCGUGUUUGAUCUAGUCGAGUCUGCUGUGCUGGAAGUAUGCGAGUCUGCGCCAGAUCGUGUGUCGCCCUGUCAGUCGGCUCAGGAUGUUGCGAACAAGGCUUUGGACGGCAAGACGUUGAUAGACUGUUCCACCAUUGAUGCCGCGACCACACUGUCAGUCAAGGAUCAUCUAAAGCAGCACUUUCCUCGAACGAAUUUCUACGACGCACCUGUCAGCGGAGGAGUCCUGGGAGCUAUCAAAGCAACGAUCGCAUUCUUCCUGGGCUGCAAUGAAAGCGAUCCGAAUCUUCCGACAUUGAAAGUCAUACUAGGAACCAUGGGCAAAGAGAUCAUUCCGUGUGGAGGCCCUUCGCUGGGCAUAGUGUCCAAGCUCUGUAACAACUACCUUUCUGGCACAAUCACAAUAGCUUGUUCCGAAGCUUUCGACAUGGGCAUACGCGCCGGUGUCGACGCCCAAGUUCUCUACAAAGUGUUCAGCGCGGGCACGGNNGGUCAGAACACAAUAUCUGAUAAAUGGUGUCCUGUGCCUGGUAUUGUUGCCGAAGCACCAUCAUCCAAAGGUUACAAGGGUGGCUUCAAGAUCCAGUUGAUGCUCAAAGACUACAGCCUCGCGACUAGCCUGGCUGAGAGUUUGGGUUCGAAGCCUGUACUUGGAAAAGCAGGUCUCGAGGCAUGGAGAGAUGCAAGUGGAGAUUCGAGGUUCUACGACCUAGACUCGAGAGUGAUGUAUCAGUACGUCAAGGCUAGAGGAGAUGCU
This is a messenger RNA of Aureobasidium musti, 873 nucleotides long. NCBI's taxonomy places the organism in Eukaryota, Fungi, Ascomycota, Dothideomycetes, Dothideales, Saccotheciaceae. The record is from the annotation of a GenBank genome assembly.